This is a messenger RNA of Orussus abietinus, 4354 nucleotides long. RefSeq names its product run domain Beclin-1-interacting and cysteine-rich domain-containing protein (gene Rubicon). Gene Ontology annotation, molecular function: phosphatidylinositol phosphate binding. Gene Ontology annotation, cellular component: intracellular membrane-bounded organelle. The record is from RefSeq and is a predicted model, not a curated record. The transcript is spliced from 12 exons. The coding region runs from base 406 to 3261 and encodes 951 amino acids. NCBI's taxonomy places the organism in Eukaryota, Metazoa, Arthropoda, Insecta, Hymenoptera, Orussidae.
UCAACCCGGUCAGGUGUUCGAAAGAUGAUACAAAUAGACUUGAGAGUUCUCCUCCUAGUUGAAAUGAUCUAUUGUAAACAAAGGUGAAUCACUGCAAUGUGUCAAAGUUCAGCAUCGCUAAAAAAUCGAACAAUGCUCCGUUGACAUGACAUGGAUAGAGAUAGGUCACAGUCUGGCGCCAAGCGCAUGUAAUUGUAGCGCAGUUUAAUAUAGUUUUAAUACGUGUCAAGGCAAAAGGACUCGUUGCAUAAACAUUACGUUAACGUCUCCAUAACUAUACGGGAGCCUACACGUGCUUUGUUCAAAGUAUAGUUUCAUUUACAUUAUUACUGAUUCUAUUUCGAUUCUCAGGAUGUCCAAGGACACUCUGAUAACAACUUGCUGAUUUUCGCUGCAUCUGACACAAUGAGCGAAGACGUUAAAGUGAAGGAGCAAUGGCAGCUUCUACAGUGUCUUCGGUCGACUGUAGAAGGUCUGCUGCUGAAUGGCGUUUCCAAUGUUUGGAACGUUUACGGUGGUCUUAAUCGACUUCACAGUAUAAUGGAACAGAUAUUCAAACAUGGUUGUCGCGUGUUUGACCCCACGGGGGAACCAGAUUGCUGGGUUUUCAUUCAAGGAUUAAAUUGGCUCCAACCAUCCUUGGCUACCUCUCCAUCGGUUCAAGAAAGUGACGAUUACCUCGCUAAUUUACCCUCAAGGAUAGCAUCUCAUAAAGACAUGUUAUGGCUGUAUAAAAGUCUCGAGAAUCAUACAUUAUCUCAAAAAUUAUCAUGGCUUUUGUCUGACAAAGAACAUUUACUUUCCUGUUUGGAACCGUGGGCAUUCUUGUGUCAAGAAAACUUAGCCGAAGCUACCCUCAUCUGUUUGAGAGCAGUUGAAAGAAAUCAACCUGUGUUUCUCACAGAAAUAGAUCCGACUUUGUUCCUACCAAACUGGUGCUUUAAUAAAAACAGUCCAAAGAGGCACCGACGUUCUUCAUCUUAUCCAAUAAAUUUGACUGUCAUGAGACAACAAGUGAGCAGCGAAGAUAGUACAGCCAUGAUUCGAGAUGUGUGUAACAAGGAAUCUUUUAAAAGUCAAGCGCACAAAGGGGAUGAGGCAUCAGUAUUGUUGAACAAUAAUUUAGAGAAUAAUAGCUUUAAAACUGCCACAGAUUCUACAGUAAAAGAGGAUGAAAACUCAUUAUUGUUAAAGACGUGGAACAGCCUUCCAGUAUUAAGCAAAGAAAAUAUGAUCCCAGAGGGGAGUUCAACGCUACCUUCGACACCGAUUAAGACGAGUAUCACGAGUAAAAACGUCGAUCAAGAUCAACACAGUUAUAAACUCUCAGAAGUAAUUAAGGUGGAUUAUUCUGACGUUAAAUGUUCCACUCCGAUAGUUCAUGUAAAGCCGAAGCAGAAGAGUUUAUUGAAGAAGUGCAGGAGUAAAACAAAAGAGAAAAAUCGAACAAAACCAGAGAAAAGAUCAAGCGAUGGAAGCUCUGACACAUUAAAUUACGAAGAAUCAAUGAGAAACAACUUGAGGGACUCUUCACAGCAACCCGUUACGAUAAAAUUAGAGGAUCGUACAAACGACUCAGUAGAUGCAAAGACACAGCGAAAAACGAAAAGAAAAACGUCCUUCCUGCCCGGAUCUGCUCCUGAGUUUACAGGAUUGUGGGGUCUGGAGAUCGAAGGCCAGAAGGAUAUUCGCACUCCGAAAAAGAGUUUUAUGGAAGAUGGUGGAAGUAGCGUGCAGCCAAUGGCUACUGGUUAUUUUCCACGUCCUACAGAAGGCCAAAGUCUGACUAGUUUCCUCUCGUCGACUCAAUUCGCGCGCGCCAAUGCUGAGUUGGAUAGAGAGAAUGCUCAUUUCAGUAUUUCCGAAGCAAUGAUAGCUGCCAUCGAACAGAUCAAGUGCAACCGACAGCUACGAUUGGUCGAUGAAACUGUCGAAGAGAGUGACGAGGAAAUAAAUAAUCUUAAACAAAGAAUAAGGCUACGUCGUCGUCAGAAACAAGAAGAAAAGUCCAGAGCAGGAACUUGGACUCGAGAUCUACUCAGCGAUGGAAAGACGGAUACAACCACAACCGAUCAAAGCAUAAGUCCUCUAUCGACUUCUCCUGAGACGCCAUCAGAUAGUAUCUCUACUGACGAUGUCGAUGACUUGGAAAUGGAUGAUACUCAAAACCUAAUGCAACUAAAAAAUUCCGGGAUAUCCAUGUCAAUGGCAUCAUUAUACUCCAAUGCAGACAUAUAUAAAGCUUCGCCGAAACAUGGAGGAGAUUCAAAUUUAACAGAUAGCAUAAUAUCAGCAGAAGGAGUAGCACUGUCCUUGAUAAGCAAAUUCAGCGAAAAGCAACUACCAAGAGCUAGUGAAUUAGAAUGGCUCGUUUCAGAACAAGACGCACCGCAGCAACUACUACCACUGCCGAAAAGUUGGCCCGUCAGUCCGGAUGAAGUAGGAACCAAAGACAAUUCAUCAGCUAUUUCAUUGCGUGGGACACUAGAAUGGGCUCCUCCGAGACCACAAAUUAUUUUCACCGCACAUCCACCUCCAGUGCGGAAGAUACUCAUUGCAAAACAGAAUUACAGAUGUGCCGGAUGUGGAAUGAAAGUUGCAGUGGCGUACGCAAAUCGAUUCCGGUACUGCGAAUAUCUGGGAAGAUAUUUCUGUACUGGUUGCCAUACCAAUCAAGUCGCGUUAAUCCCUGGCAAAGUUCUAUCUAAAUGGGACUUCAAUAGGUACCCCGUAUCGAAUUUUGCGUACAGACUGUUAGAUCAGAUGGCAGGAGAUCCGCUGUUUCAAGUACAAGACUUGAAUCCAUUACUGUACAGGCGUGUUAAGCAGUUGGAACGUACCAGAGUAUUACGUACGCAGUUAUUUUUCCUUAAAGACUUCUUGUUAACUUGUCGCUUUGCCACAAGCAUUCAAGAGACUCUAAAGAAGGAACCAAAGUACAUGUUAAGUGAUCCCCACGUCUACUCCAUUCAGGACUUGUUCCAAGUUAAGACUGGUUUGUUACCUGCGAGAUUACAAGACAUCGUUCAAGCUUGUCGAACACACGUGUUAGAUUGUGAGUUGUGCCAAGCCAGAGGUUUCGUGUGUGAACUGUGUGGUUCCAAAGACGUCAUAUUCCCCUGGCAAUUGUUAAAAGUAAUUAGAUGUGAACAGUGCGGUGCGUGCUUUCACAUAGGAUGUAAAGAGAUUUCAACGAAAGCAGAAUGUCCCAGAUGCACAAGGCUACAAGCCAGACGUUUAUCAAGAGAAGUGUCGCCUUGACGUCAAGACAAUUUAUUUCGCAUAGUUAAUUCGAGGAUCACGGGUAAUUAAAUUAUUCCCGAACGAACUGAAACAUUAAGCCCAUCGAAGUGAACGGUGUAAAAACAUCACUGUCCUGGUCAGGACUAUUUUAUUUAUUCUAUUCGAGAUGCUUUAUAAGUGAUCGCAAGAAUUUGCCGACUGAACAUUUCCCUGGUAUUCAAAAAACUAUUAGGAAGGUUUAAUUACGUUUUGAGUAACAAAACGCGCUAGCGAGUAUCGCACCUCAUCAAAUCGUUGCACGUGUAAAUAAUUACUACUUCUAUCGAUAAUACACUUAGCAUGAAAGUCAAUGUUGAGGGAAGGUUUCGAUUAGUCAGACAAAGAGUAUUACAUAGAAGAUUGUUGUGUAAAACACCUUAAGAGAUUAUUGAUUUAUGAACAAAACGAGUUCAUCGAACGAAGAAAAAUUAACAUUCCUUGAUGUUAAAUGAUCGAUAAGGCAGUAUGCGCAUCACGAAAUGCUAGUUUUUGUUAGUACAUUUUACUCGUCCUGUUCUCGUUCAUAAUGAGUAAGGACUUCAAUUUUUGACAAUUUAUGUAUAUAUACCUAGUUUUAUGUCAAUAAUGAAACUUCAUAUGCUCGAUACAUUAUGCUCAAGAAACAGAGCAGUACACUACUGUAAAUAUUGUUUAAUUUAAACGGUUUCGUUAUUUAAUAUUUGAUUCAAAUUUAUUGUUGUAAUGUUAUAAAAUGGAUAGAGUACCUGUUGCGUGUCAUUAUGCGUUAUUUAAAUUUAUUGCUAUAUAAAUUAGUUCUCUAUCGUGCUUUCAUUUCUGCCUCGCUAAUUUCAAGUGUUUUUAUUCUAUAUCGAUUUCAUUAAAACUUUUUAUCUUUAAAGUAUACAGUGUAGUAAGUCUUCAGAUGCGCAAAAUUAGGAUGACAGAUAAAAAUUGUGAUGAUUGAUUUUAACUCAAUAGUUUCUAAUGGCUAACUAGAUAGUAGAAACUCGUGUCUUAAAAACGUUUUUUCACAAACUCGCAUCAAUGCGAACGACGGAUGAAAUUACUUUUGUAUUUAAAAACUGUUACAAAUAAACAUUUUCCACGUAAA